UCUUAACAAUUGCACCGAUUACCAAAAAUGUUUUUGUGGUACCGAGGGAAGAUAGUUAUAUAAGUGGUGUCAUCCCCCAUCAAACGUUUGACAACUGCAAUUUACACGUUUCUCUUCAUACGGCAACUUUUUUGAAGUUUGUUGGCGCGUGUGGCAACAGCACUGUCAUUCUCAUGUGAUGUUUAAGAACGUCGUCUGCAAAUGACGUCAAUGUCUGAUGGCGAUGUUUCAACUGUUAUGAAAUUAUUACCCGCGUAUCCGAGUCUUGUUUUUAUUGGAACUUCAUUAGUUUGUAAUCGUUUUAAAUCGCCGAACAACACAUGGACUGCUUCUUUGCAGUGACAAGUUUAUAGUUUGUUAUGCGGAAAUUAGAUAGCACCCGGGAUGUAUCCUUCGCCAAAUGAAAACUGUUAUCUCGACUUACGUGUUAACGCCCCCAUAUGACAAGUAGUAUAUGCAGCUAUGUAGUCAAAGAGAGGAAAAUUGUGAACUCUUGAGAACAUUAUGGACCAGAAUGAGUCUUGUUGUGAGACUUAUAGAUGUUGGCGCAUCAUUCAGCGGAAUGUUGAAUAAAUCACAGCGUUUGCUUCUGGGCUUAUUUGUUCUCCUGCUAGUUGAUAUUAUUUGGGUGUCAUCGUCAGAGCUGACCAAGUACAUUUAUCAUAAUGCAGAGUUUGAGAAGCCAUUCUUCAGCACCUAUGUGAAGACAUCGAUGUUCACACUUUACUUGUUGGGAUUGUGCAUUUGGCCUCCUUGGCGGAAUCAGUGCAGUAAACCAGCUACAUACAUGUAUAUUGAUCCCAAUGUGGAAGAUGAAAAUUUCUACUCGGAAGCAAAUACAAGUUUGAGUGAUCCAACUUAUGUCCCCAUCAAAUUACCAGACCCAAGUGACAGAAGUUCAGGAACAGAAAGUGAUGAUUCAUCUGUGAAGUCAGUGCGUUUUAGUAAACUUGCAGAGGUGCGCCAUAUGUCAGAGACAGAUGCCACCGAAGCACUGUUGGCAAGGCUGUCAUACCAGGCAAGUGUACGUGCUGGAGAAGCUGCUCGGCGAGCUGCCAGUAAGUUGCCGUUGCAGCGCGUCGCCAAAGUUGCUCUGAUGUUUUGCCUCCUGUGGUUCUUGGCCAAUUACACAUACCAAGUGUCACUGGCUGAAACAGAAGCUGGAAUGGUGGCAGUCCUAUCAUCAACAUCGAGUCUCUUCACUCUGAUAUUGGCAGCUCUAUUUCCUUCCAAUCUUGGUGACCGUUUCACACUUUCCAAGCUGGUUGCUGUUACCAUCAGCAUUACUGGUCUUGUGGUGGUUAGCCUGUCUGACCUGAGUCUCGAACCAAAGCUACCCACAGGGGCCAUACUGGCAUUGGUCAGCGCAUUCUUCUAUGCCAUGUACCUCGUCUUCCUCAGGCGAAAAGUUGAUCAUGAAGAUAAGAUGGAUAUACCUAUAUUUUUUGGUUUCGUGGGGCUGUUCAAUCUCCUCUUCUUGUGGCCACUUUUCUUCCUGUUCCACUACUGCCAUUGGGAAUUGUUUGAGUGGCCAUCUAAACCACAGUGGACAUUUCUUUUGAUAAAUGGUCUCAUUGGGACUGUUCUGUCUGAAGUCUUAUGGCUGUGGGGCUGUUUCCUGACAUCGUCAUUAAUUGCUACAGUGGCCAUCAGUUUGACCAUCCCGAUGACAAUGCUUGCCGAUGUAGUAAUGAAACGCGUGCACUACCCAUAUACAUUUUAUCUUGGCACUGUGCCCAUGUUCGUAGCAUUCUGCGCCGUUGCUCUGCUCGCUCACUACGACAAUUGGGAUCCCGUCCUCGAUGGUGCUAAACGGUGUCACGCUAUUGUUUGUAAACGUACGAGAUCGAGGACUACUGACUGUGAAGAUGAGCAAACCGAGUCUUUGAUUGGAAUUAACUCAGCUGACCACGAAGCGUGAUGACAGUCAAACGUAGAUGCGGGUCACAUUUUCUGUACAGAAGUAUUCUUAUAUGCUACAAAUACUAUAGUUCCUGCUUCACAUUCGAAAAUUCUGAGAUACAGGUCAACAUUAAAGACUGCAAAUAUUACAAAAAAAACACAUAUUUUCAGUGUAGGCAAACCAUUCCCUUGAAACCUGUUUAACUUUACAGAAGUGUAAUAUCGAUUUUACCAUUGAAGUGGUAUUAAUUAGUUUUAGGUGUGGAUAUUUCAAGCUCCACAUGUGGCAUUUAUUCUUCGCACAAAUACAAACAACUAUUGAAAAUGAUAUUUUAGUACCUUAAUGUUAGUUGUUUAGAGUAACUAAAUGUUUACUUCAGACAGCAUGUACAUGUUUCGGUACAUAUGAUUCCAAGUUGCAUAAUUUGAGUGAAGAAUUUGUAAUUUUUGUGUGUGAUUUUUGACUUUUAGAAUGAAUUCUUAAGUGGGAGCAUGUAACUGGCCAUAGAGUUGAUGCUGUCAUUGUCCUCAGUCUGUAAUUUUCUUCAUACAUCAUGUUGUUCUGUUAUGGGAAUGAAUCCAAUGCAGAUCUGGAAAAGGCAUUAACCUGCAUUUUGUCAAGAAAGUGGAGCUCAGAAAGGAAACCUUACACUGCUGAAACGCAUAUUAAAGAUUUUAAGGCUAUGAUUCUCAAAAAAGGAGAGAUGGCAUCUUAUUUAGAAAGCUAUUUAUAUAAUGUUAUAGACAUGUCACAAUAAAUACUUACCAUUGUGAACAUACUGUGAAUAAGUUUUUCUUUCACUUAAAAUGUUAAAAUUGAUGUGAAUAAAAGUACACAGAAGAUAAAACACACUGUUAUUGUCUCAGUAUCUGUCGGAUUUCUUUUCUUUAUAUUUUAUGGCAUUUUGAACAUAAAAUAAGGUGGUCAUUACACUGCAUUUGCCAGUUUAAUCCGAUUUGUACGUAACCACAUUUUCAUAUGUUUUAGAUCAUACUUCACAAGUCAUAAUUUGUUUGAUCCUAGAGCACUGUUCUGAGCUCUUUCAGUGCUACACAUUUAAUCUAUCUUUUAUAGCUGUUAUUUAAAUUUACUUGAGGUACAAAAUCUGUUGUUCUUGUCCAGUUCUCUAACACCCUUCAAAAGAAUAUCAGUAAUGACUUCUGUCACUUUUUACCUGCAUGUUAUUACAUUAUGGUAGACAUGAAUAGAAACUGAUAGAAAUUUAAGUUUAAUGAACAUCAGGGAACUAAAUAAUUCAGCCAGUUUUUAUUUUACCUUAAAAACUGGCAAAUACUACAUGAACAGAAAGUGAACUGUGACAGACAAACUUGUGACUCAUCCCUUGGCUUGUUUCUUUCAUUGUUUCCUAUUAUCUCUUAAUGCUGUUGUGUCUGGUAUAAUGUCUUUUUAAGUAUUGUAAAAUACGUAUUUUUUUCUGUAUAGUCUUUGGUGUAAUUAUAGUCCAAAAGAUGUUUCUUGUGGCAGAUAUUUAUCAUGUCAUUUUCUCUAUUCCCAUGUGAACAUUUUUUGUUCUUACAAACAUAUUUGAUGGAUUCAUUUUUCCAUACUUUUGUAUUACAAUCAAAUAACAUUUUAAUCUGUCAAUUGCAUGAGUUUUUUACUGCACAAAAACAUUUUGUUUAGCAAAGACAUUUUAUGUUCAGCAAGCACAAUUAUUCCUAUUGUCGCGAUACAAAAUUUCUCUGUUCAAGUGAUAUAAAUUGUAUAUGUGACUGACAAAACUAUGUGGAAAAAAAAAACUUUCAAAAAAUUCUGGUAAUACCAAAUGACCUGUCUGUUCUUGGCAUGCAGUGGGUUUCAGUUACUCAGUGACAUUUUUCUGGAAAUCUCAUUUUAUUCUUUUGACUGGUGCAUGGGAUUAUUUGAUACCAUUUUGGUUUAGUUUUAUUAUUUUUUUCAUUGUUGCUGAAUUAGUUGUAUGCAGUCCUUUGAAUACUUUGUUUUAUGUUUCAUUGGCAAAAGCCUGAAAUUGUAUUUCAUAUAUGACAGUGACAAAUUCCAGAUGUGAAUUGGUUGCCAUCUGAUUUUAUUCAUUUUGUUGUUAUUGAAGCCCUCAAGACAAGGCACACAGGGAAAUACAAAUGCAUAGCAGAUGUCUAUACUACUUCACUCUUCUUAAAAAUGGCACAGUAAUUAUUUAAAACCUUGUCAUUUAACAUAUUAUUUGUUGACAACAAAUAGGAGCCACAUGUCAAUUGAAGUAGUGUGUGUAAAAGAUUUAGAAAAUGGUGUGUGUAUAUUUUGAAAGGAAUACUUUAGACAUCUGCAAUUGGAAAUGUUGUAAACGUGAUUGGGUGCGUGCAGACAUUUUUCCUGUGCAACUGUACUCCUGUUUGUCAGAUGCAGACUAAUAAAGAACUAGAAGAUUCUCUUCCAUAGACAGUUUCUAAAAUACAUUUUUUGAUGUAAUAAUCAGAAUGUUGGAGUGCUAUAGCAAUUUUACUCCAGAAGAGGUUGCAGCUGUCACUCAAGUGUACAGUGGAGUAUAGGAAUCUGUAACUUAUUCUCAGUGACAGUUAUCUCAUGGGCACAAGAAUUGUGUUUGCUCAUAGUGUUCUUUUUAAUAGUAUUUUAAUAAAUUCAUUAAUAGGAAGCUAAGUUAAUUUCUAUUGGUAGAUCAAGUGAUGUAUUUGUGAAUGCUCAUGAAAGUCAGCAUUUUGUUGUAAUCAGUGGAUGUUGCAUUUAAAUGCACUAUAACUAGCUUUUAAUGCCAGUACAUUUUUAUUUUUGCACACUUUUGAAUUGUCAUGCUUUGAUAUUUUUUGCUUGCACUGCAGCUUGUUCUAGUCACAACUUGUUAAGUUUUCCCUUAUAAGUGGUUAUUUUUUAUAUAGAGUCUGAGUGUAUGUUUUUGGAUGAAUGUAUUAUAGACUGCAAGGGCUUAAUGUGGAUACACUUAAAGAUGAAAUCUUUUAAAUGUGUGAGUAUAUGGGUUUUGUUUCUCAGGUGAGAUGAAAAAUGUGGAGGUCAGAUGAAUAAACAUUUUCGAGCAGUGCAUUUUUUAGAAUUUAAGAAAGAGCAUGUUGUAGGAACUUUUUAAAGUUUUUAUGUCAUAUUAUUCAUACACAAACUGGUUCCUUGUACAGAUACUGUUGAAGCUUUCUUGUUUUUGGUAGCCAAAUAUGUCUAUUAAUGAUGGAUUCAGCUGUGAAAAACUUCAAAUAUUUUUUUUUUUUUUUCUUAUUUGCACUGCUGAUCAGUUCUGAAUUUUGUAUAAGCUAAACUGAAUGAAAAACCACAGUUAAUAACUUGCAAGUUGAGGAAAAUUCAUUUUACACAUACUUUUGAGUAAAUCCACAAGAGAGCCAUUGGUUCCUUUUACAGAUACUGUUGAAGCUUUCUUGUUUUUGGUAGCCAAAUAUACGUAUUAAUGAUGGAUUCAGCUGUGAAAAACUUCAAAUAUGUUGUAUUUUUUUUUCUUAUUUGCACUGCUGAUCAGUUCUGAAUUUUGUAUAAGCUAAACUGAAUGAAAAACCACAGUUAAUAACUUGCAAGUUGAGGAAAAUUCAUUUUACACAUACUUUUGAGUAAAUCCGCAAGAGAGCCCUUUGUUUUGAAUAUCAGAAUGCUCUUUGUACUUAAAUCAUCCAAAAUGGUAUUUUUUUUCUUUUUCUUUAAUGUUAUGAGCUACAAUAAUGCAACUCUUAUAAUUAUAUAUUUGCUUGUGGGAAAUAUCACUUGUGAUGAACAUACAUUCCAUUUCUUAAACUAUGUUGCAUUUUUUGUUUCUUU
Molecule: messenger RNA, 5656 nt
Organism: Schistocerca serialis cubense
Lineage: Eukaryota; Metazoa; Arthropoda; Insecta; Orthoptera; Acrididae
Product: solute carrier family 35 member F5
Exons: 10
Coding region: 455-1921 (488 amino acids)
Biological process (GO): regulation of peptide transport
Cellular component (GO): membrane
Source: RefSeq, a predicted model, not a curated record